Molecule: messenger RNA, 4746 nt
Organism: Cyprinodon tularosa
Lineage: Eukaryota; Metazoa; Chordata; Actinopteri; Cyprinodontiformes; Cyprinodontidae
Gene: nomo
Product: nodal modulator
Exons: 31
Coding region: 72-3737 (1221 amino acids)
Cellular component (GO): endoplasmic reticulum membrane
Molecular function (GO): carbohydrate binding
Source: RefSeq, a predicted model, not a curated record
CAGAACCAGGCAACUCAGCUGGUACGGAACCGGACGCAGCGUGCUGGGUGGUUCUGAUAGCUCUGUCAAAAAUGUUUAGAAUAACGAUACGGGCAGAUGUAGGAUCUUUUUGGUUCUUUUUCUGCGUCAUUUAUACUCAGGUCCUGUCCGGCUCCUCUGACGACAUAGUGGUGGCCUGUGGUGGAUUUGUGAAAUCCGACGUAGAAAUCAACUACUCCCUGAUCGAGAUCAAACUGUACACCAAACAAGGCUCCUUAAAGUAUAUAGUAGACUGUGCUCCACUCAAUGGCUACUUCAUGAUCCCUCUCUAUGACAAGGGGGACUUCAUUCUGAAGAUCGAACCUCCUCUCGGCUGGAGCUUUGAGCCAACCAGUGUGGACCUGCAUGUGGAUGGAGUCAGUGAUAUCUGCACCAAAGAAGAAGACAUCAAUUUUGUUUUUACAGGAUUCUCUGUCUCAGGAACGGUGCUGAGUAAGGGCCACCUUCUGGGCCCCGCUGGCGUUGAAGUCAAACUGAGCCAAGCAGGAACAGAUGAAAAACCCAAGAGCGUGUUCACACUGCCUGGAGGGAAGUACACCUUCUUCAAAGUGCUUCCUGGAAGUUAUGAUAUCACAGCUUCCCACCCUUCUUGGUCUCUGGAAAAGAGUAAGACCGCCGUGCAUGUCUCCAAUGCCAACGCUCUGGCCUCCGAGCAUCUGUUGGUCGGAGGUUACGAUGUCUCUGGGGAGGUCCGCAGUGAUGGAGAGCCCAUGAAGGAGGUCACCUUUCUGCUGUACUCGGCCACGGUCAGAGGAGAGGACAUCAGUGGCUGUAACAUGUCUCCAGUGGACGGAGCGGACCUGGAGGACAGCUCUCUCGUCUACCUGUGCAGCACUCAGUCAAGGAAUGAUGGCACCUUCACUUUUCCUUCAUUGGCCAGCGGCGAGUACACCGUUGUGCCUUUCUACCGAGGAGAAAGGAUCACUUUCGAUGUUGCUCCCUCUAGGAUGAACUUUAAGGUGGAACACAACAGCUUAAAACUCGAGCCCAUCUUCCGUGUCAUGGGUUUUUCUGUGACGGGCCGAGUCCUCAACAGUGUUGACGGGGAGGGCGUUCCUGAUGCUGCUGUCUCACUCAACAACCAGAUCAAGGUUGUCAGUAAGGAGGACGGCUCCUUCCGGUUGGAGAACAUGACUGCAGGUGUCUACACCAUUCGUGUCAACAAGGAGCUCAUGCUUUUUGAGCCAAUCACCGUAAAGAUUGCCCCUAACACACCUCAGCUUCCUGACAUCAUCACAGCGGGGUUCAGCGUUUGUGGCCAGAUCUCCAUCAGCCGCCUGCCUGAGGGCAUGAAGCAGCAGGGCCGCUAUAAGGUCACUCUGACCCACCGGGGCCAGGACAAGGCUCUCAGCUGGACCACCGAUUCAGACCCUCAGGGGGCUUUCUGCUUCCAGGCCAAACCAGGGAACUACAGCGUCCAUGUGUCUCUCCCUGAUGCUGAGGUGAAAGCAGGUCUCGCCCUUCAACCUCAGGCCUUGGAGGUCUCACUAGUAGACCGCCCCCUCACAGACCUCCUUUUCACCCAGUUCAUGGCUUCUGUCUCAGGAAAAGUUUUCUGUCUGGCUUCCUGUGACAGUCUGUCUGUAACUCUGCAACCGGUGAGUCGGCAGGGAGAGAGGAGGACGGUGGCUUUGUCUGGCAGCGCCGACACCCUCAGCUUCAACUUUGACAAUGUUUUACCUGGAAAAUACAAAGUGGGUAUUUCUCACGAAGAGUGGUGCUGGAAACAUAAAUCUCUGGAAGUGGAGGUUCUGGACUCGGAUGUCUUGGGCGUCGAGUUCAGACAGAUCGGCUACAUCCUGCGUUGCUCCCUCUCCCACGCCAUCACUUUGGAGUUCUUCCAAGACGGCAGCAAACCUGAGAAUGUUGGCGUCUAUAACCUCUCUAAAGGAGUCAAUCGCUUUUGCCUUUCCAAACCAGGUGUUUACAAAGUCACCCCCCGCUCCUGCCAUCAGUUUGAGCAGGACUUCUACACUUAUGAUACUUCGUCUCCCAGCAUCCUGACCCUCACCGCAGUGCGUCAUCACAUGACUGGCCUCAUCACCACAGACAAGAUGCUGGAUGUCACUGUCACAAUCAAAUCAUCCAUCGAAAGCGAGCCGGCGCUGGUUCUGGGGCCGCUACGCAGCCUGGAGGAGCAGAGGCAGGAGCAGCAGCUGCAGGAGAUUCAGCUACGGCAACAGGAACGAGAGCGAAGAGCGGCCGAGGAGCAGGGGGGCGUUAGAGAUGACAGUCCCCCCAUUCAGGAGAAGGCGGAUGAAUUGACGGGCCCGUUUCACUAUGAGUUCUCCUACUGGGCCAGGGCUGGUGAGAAGAUCACAGUCACACCAUCUUCCAAGGAGCUGCUCUUCUACCCCCCUGAAGUGGAGGCAACUAUAACAGGCGAAUCGUGCCCUGGUCGGCUGGUGGACAUCGUUGGGCGUGCAGGUCUCUUCUUAGAGGGCAGAGUGUCGCCUAAGCUCCAAGGUGUGGAAAUAUCCAUCACAGAGAGAGGAGCUUCUGUGCCGCUCAUUACUGUGGCCACUAAUGAGAUGGGAGCCUACAGCGUGGGCCCGCUCCACAGUGACCGGCUCUACGACAUCAGCGCCAGUAAGGAAGGCUUUGUCCUGAGUCCUGUGGAGGGAACCCCUGGAGACUUCAAGGCAUUUGCUCUAGCUGGUGUCACCUUCAAGAUACUAUCAGAUGACGGUCAGCCGCUGUCUGGUGUGCUUCUCUCUCUGAGUGGAGGACAUUUCCGUUCCAACCUUUUGACUCAGGACACCGGUCUUCUCACCUUUAAUAAUCUGAGUCCAGGUCAGUACUACUUCAAGCCAAUGAUGAAGGAGUUCCGCUUUGAGCCGGCGUCUCAAAUGAUCACAGUGGAGGAGGGUCAAAACCUGAGCAUCGAUAUAACGGGCGUCAAGACUGCUUACAGCUGCUACGGAGCGGUGCAGUCCCUGAGCGGCGACGCAGAGAGAGACGUGGCCGUGGAGGCGGUGGGUCAGGGAGACUGCAGCCUCUACAGUGAGGACACCGUCACUGAUGAGGAGGGUCGAUUCAGACUCCGGGGUCUGCUGCCGGGAUGCAAAUAUCUGAUACAGCUCCGAGCUGAGGGCAACGACCACAUAGAGAGGGCAUUACCUCAACACAGAUCUAUAGAGGUUGGCAGCAGUGACAUUGAAGGGGUCAACAUCAUCGCCUUCAGGCAGAUCAAUCAGUUCGACCUCAGCGGGAACAUCAUCACAUCUCCUGAACAUCUCCCAACACUCUCGGUGAAACUGUACAAGAGCGACAACCUGGACAAUCCAAUCAACACCGUGUCUUUGGGACAGUCCCUCUUCUUCCACUUUCCCCCUCUGGAUAGGGAUGGAGAGAGCUAUGUUCUCAUGCUCUACUCCACCCUGUCCCGCUCCCAGUAUGACUUUACGCUACCUCAGGUCUCCUUCACUUCCACUGGUUACCACAAGCACGUCACCCUCACCUUCAACCCUACUCGUAAAGUGCCGGACCAGGAUGUUGCACAAGGCUCCUACAUUGCUCUGCCUCUAACUUUGCUCUUGCUGUUAGCGGCGUACAACCAUGAGAAGGUGAUUCCACUCUUGUUGCAGCUGGUGAAUCGUGUCCAGGGUGCGAGGAGCAUGGCUCAGACCAGCACAGACAGCGCUGCUCUAGAUGAAGCUAAACGUCAGGCUAAAAGACAGAAAGCCAGGCGUACGUGAGGCGGGUCCAUCCCUCACAUCUUUGUCCACUAAACUGAACACUAGCCACAGUGACCUCAAAGAACGAAGAGGACUCGCUUCACAGGCCUCUAGGCCCAUGUGUUGGUUUGCUAGUGAACUGUUUAGCUGGCCAAGAUGUGAUUUAGAUGGGGAAAAAACCUGAACCCCUUAACAUGCUUUGGCAACACCUCGUCAGCCAAUCGGAUUCACCAGACAAACAUAAAGCUGGGGCUUUACAUUUGUUUGUUUUCCACCAGUUUUUGUACAUCAUACCUGUUCAUAUUUUUAUACAUUUGGAAUUAAUUAUGGUCAACAUGUUCAUUUUUAAGCUCUUACCUGCCUCUCAUGUUUUUAUUGUUCAGGUUCAGGACUUCAGGUGUUACAUUUCUAUCUGGGCUAAGGUCAGUUUAGAUGGUGCGCGGUAGUUUUAUUCAGACUGUGGCAUGAAUUCAAUCAGACUGAAUUAAUUCACCUGUAAAUAUGACACCAGGUGUUCUGUUCUAAACUGAGCUAAAUCUGCUAACAGAGAUGCUAAAUCCUCUGAGUUACAGUGACACACUCCACCUAUGAUGGUGUUCUCCUCUGAAGAUAACCCUUCACUUCGUGUCCAUGUCAGGAAAAGCAUAAGAAGGCAGUGAAGAUCACAAUGCUUUUUUUUUUUUUUUUUAAGAAGCCGGGGUAAGGGGGAAAUAGCUGAUUAAUUUAUUAACUUGUUUAAUCAGAUGUGAAUGAUGAGUAGUGGUGUUGAGUGCAGCUUUUUGUGUGAUUAUCUAGUGUUAAAAGUUGAAAAGUCAUCCUUAAAACUGUGAGUUGAUGUGACUCUACACAUCGCCUGUCAUGAGUCAAACGAUUCAAACUUUUUCUGAUUUAUUAUUAUUUCCUGUCUAGUUUCACUUUAACUCCAGGGUUAAUGUUUAGCUGAUUGAGGAGAAGGGGAGGGAAUCUUUCAUUAGUUCAUGAUCUUUUCUUUUUGAUUUUUGACAAAAUAAAGUUUGACUGAAAAAGGAGA